Messenger RNA from Recurvomyces mirabilis, 951 nucleotides. It is a transcript of the gene TSA1, whose product is annotated as cTPxI. Gene Ontology annotation, biological process: response to oxidative stress; hydrogen peroxide catabolic process; cell redox homeostasis. The transcript has 2 exons. The record is from RefSeq and is a predicted model, not a curated record. Lineage: Eukaryota; Fungi; Ascomycota; Dothideomycetes; Mycosphaerellales; Teratosphaeriaceae. Bases 1 to 951 code for a protein of 316 amino acids. Gene Ontology annotation, molecular function: thioredoxin peroxidase activity. Gene Ontology annotation, cellular component: cytosol.
AUGGUGUCUUCAGGCAGUGUCCAAAUGGGCAGACCAGCCCCUGAGUUCCGCUGCACUGCAGUAGUAGAUGGCGGCUUCAAAGAAUGUACCCUCUCCGGCUACACCGAAGCCAACCAUUGGGUCAUCCUCGUCUUCUUUCCCAAGGCCUGGUCCUUCAUCUGCCCCACGGAGAUCAAAGCCUUCUCAGCCCGCCUGGAAGAAUUCAUCUACUCCCGCUCCUGUGCCGUGGUCUUCUGCUCAACCGACAGCGAACACUGCCUCAAAGCCUGGAAUAACAGUUCUGAAAUGGAAGGCGGGUUGGGCGGUGUUCACGUCCCGCUCAUGAGCGAUUGUAAUCAUCAAGUCAGUCGUGAUUACGGAGUUCUGAUUGAGGAGCAGGGGGUGGCGCAGCGGGCGAUGUUCAUUAUUGAUUCCAAGGGGGUGGUUAGGUGUAUCACUGUCAACGAUGCUGAUGUCGGGCGGAGUGUGGACGAGGCGCAGAGGGUCCUGGACGCUUUGGUUUUCAAGGACGAAUUUGGUGAGGGUUGCCCGGUGGACUGGAAGAAAGGCGAUACGGGGAUCAACACGACAACCAACAUCGAAGGCAAAGUCGAGCUCAAGAAAUCCUGGUCCGAAUGGGCUCGUCCGAAGCUCAACCGUGCUUGGUCUGGUGCCAGUCAGCGGAGCAUGGCGUCUGUCAUGUCGAGCGGAGGUACGAACAAGCCGGCUUCUUUGCAUCGCAUGACUAUGUCCGCUGCUGGAUUGGAUAUACCAAAUCGCGGCAUGAGUAAUAGCCCCUUUCUACUUGCAGGGAGUGAGUGGGAAUCAGAGUCCACUGAUCAGUCCAACGAGUGCGCCGGGAUUGUCGAGCAAUCAGAUGGAGGAGGCGAUGAUGCAGCAGCGAUUGGAGAAUUCGCAGGCGGCGAUGCAGAAUCAGAGUGUUGUCGAGAUUGCGAACUGAACUCUCGUUAA